CCAGAGUCUUUCUUCUGGACAUUUAAGGGACCAAGUCGCCCAUCACGUUUGUCAAGGUAAAGACAGAGAUGACAGAAGAACACGGAAAUCAUAUUCAUCAUGAUUCAUUUAUCGUGACAUAUCGUGCAUGCAGGACAUCUUAUUCCCCUACAUCCUGGAGAAUCUGGAGGAAUAUCUGUCUGCUCACUGGGAGGAGGAUGAGUGCAAACAAGACGUGCAUCUGCUCAAGAAACAGUUGUUUGAUGGUCACUUCGACACCAACAUCAGUGCCAAAGUAGAAAGUAAGAGCGGAGAGGAUCGGAUGCCAAGCGGAGGAAAUCGUGUUCUUAACCGACGUCACACGAGAGGCAAAGGCAGCAGAGGAAGCUGGGGUGAAUGAUUCUGUCAUCGCUAGACCUGGAAACAUGGAGUUAACCGCAGAAGAAAGAAGCCAUUAUAAGAGUCAUCACAUCUUUGAGCCAGUUAGAACUGAGCAGAAACGUUUGACAGCACAGAGCCGGGGUUACAGCAUCGGAUCAUAAUGAAAAACCAGCGGGUAUCAUGUGUUGUUAUUCCAGGGGACUGAAACGCCAAGCCUCCCAGGUGCUUGUUUAUUACACUGAAGCCCAUCUUUGAAUUAUCAAUCACUUACAUUCUCUUUGAAUGUUUUAUAUGAGGUGUUAAUGUGCAGCAGCAUAUAAUUUAUGUCUUUAAUCCCCACCUGUGCAGUGAUAUAAACUAUGAUAACCUGCUAACUAGA
Molecule: messenger RNA, 739 nt
Organism: Carassius carassius (crucian carp)
Lineage: Eukaryota; Metazoa; Chordata; Actinopteri; Cypriniformes; Cyprinidae
Product: enolase-phosphatase E1-like
Exons: 3
Coding region: 128-379 (83 amino acids)
Molecular function (GO): acireductone synthase activity
Source: RefSeq, a predicted model, not a curated record